Lodderomyces parapsilosis is the source of this 312-nucleotide messenger RNA. RefSeq lists its product as uncharacterized. The record is from RefSeq and is a predicted model, not a curated record. The transcript has a single exon. NCBI's taxonomy places the organism in Eukaryota, Fungi, Ascomycota, Pichiomycetes, Serinales, Debaryomycetaceae. Bases 1 to 312 code for a protein of 103 amino acids.
AUGAGGGCUAACUCAACUCAAAUAUCAAAUAGAAUGUUCAAGACGCAAAGAUUGGUGAUCUUGGUGAUAGUUGCCAUGUUUGGUCUUUUACUUAUAAUCACGUCGCUUGCUGGUCAUCAUGAAAAUGUCAUCAAUCAAGUCAAAACAUACACAAAUAAAGCCAGUGAUUCAUUAAGUGAUUUGUACAAAUCACUGAAUAAAUUACCCAGCCCUGAUUUAGGCGACGCUGAUUUGGAAAAACAGGCUGAAGCGCAAGAGGAAGCAGAUCGGUUGAAAGAAGAGGCAGCAUCGCAAAAACAGAAACAGGAUUAA